CAGCGCAGGCCGGCAUGAAGCGCGCGCUCUACCGACGCUUCGCCGCCAGCCGCCGACCCGCAGGAGAGGACGAGGACUGGACGAGCGACGCGGAGGCGGAGCGCCCGUCGCCGCCCCCGUCGCCGCCCCCGCCGCCGCCCGCAGCCGGCGACCAGGCCUCCCCCGCCGCCAGCGGCCCCCGCGAGUCUCCGCCCGCCGCCGUCCCCGACGCCUCGCCUGGACAGCCGCCUCCUGAGCCGCCGCCCCCCGCAGUCUCGCACGGAUCGGACAGCGGCGGCGAGGACGCGGCCCCGGCGGCCGCCUCCGCCUCCGGGCCGGCCCCCACGGCGCCGCCGUCGGGCAGCGGGCAGGUGCAGGCGCGGCUGCGGCUGAACCCCAGCCUGGCCACGGACCCCGCGCUGCACCGGCCCUCGCCCGCAGAGGUCCAGCUGCUCGCCGCGCUGCCGCCCUCCGCCGCCGCCGCCGCCGCAGCCUACCACAGCGCGAUAGCGUCGAGCCCCUACUUCUGCCUGCCGCCUCCGCCGCUGCAGGACGCGCCGCCGCCCUCGCCGUCGCCACAGCUGCUGACGUCACGGGCCAAGGUGGACACGGCGGCAGCGGCGGUCGCCACCGCACACGACGCGCCGCCGGCCCCGCGGCAAGUGCCUGUGUUCAUGUGCUCGCCGUGUGGCAUCCGCUUCAGCUCUUCCAGCACCCUGGAGGCACACCAGACCUACUACUGCUCGCACAGGCUCAAGAAUCUCAAAGGCCGAUCAGACAGCGACAGCGAGGAGGGCCGCGCGGCGCCGAGCUCGUGUGAGGGUGGCGCGCUGCAGGGCGACGAGAGCGUGGCUUCCGACGCCAGCCACGAGGGCGGCGCCGCGCCGCCCCAGGGUCCGGCGGCCAAGGCGGCGCGCACCGGCAAGCAGUACGCCUGCCCGCACUGCUCGUACAGCGCCGACAAGAAGGUCAGCCUCAACCGGCACAUGCGCAUGCAUUCGGCGUCGCCCGCGCCCGCCGCCGCCGCCGCCGCCGCCGCCGUCAACGGGGAGGUGCAGCCCGGGGGCGCGGGUUCGGACGCCGGCGUGGUCGGCGCGCCGCAGCUGGUGGACCGCUACUGCCAGGACUGCGACAUCCGCUUCUCGUCGGUGAAGACGUUCCGCGCGCACAAGAUGCACUACUGCAGCACGCGCCACGUCGUCAAGGGCCCCACGCACCUGGGCCCGGCGGCCAAGGCGGCGGCGCCCGCGCCCGCCACCGCCGCCUCCUCGUCGACGGGCGAGUCCGCCCCCGCGUCGCCGGCGGACGGCGCCUCGCCGCCGCCGGGCCCCGCGCUGCCAGCCUCCCCGGGGGCGGCGUCGCCCGCCGUGGUGCCGGUGGGUGUUCCGGCGCCGGCGCCGCCACAGCCCAUCCUGGCGCUGCCCACCAACCCCAUCCUGCUGGUGCCCUACUCGCUGUUCCAAGGCGCCAGCCUGCUCACGGGCCCGGCGGCGCUGGCCAUGGCGCACCACGACAGCCCCUGCGUGCUGCUCGCCGACGGCACGUUGCAGCCACUGGCGCAGGGCAUCCUCUCGCAGCACCCCCACCCCCACCCCCAGCCGCCCCCGCAGGUUCCGGCCUCUUCUCCGGCCGCGGCUCCCGCCGGCCACGCAGCGACGUCACAGCCCACGCACAGGGAGGACCCCACCACGGGCGGCGAACCCGCCACCUCCACGCCUCCCAGGCAUCACCAGAGAGAAGGCUCCGAAGCGAGCGGUCCACUAGAUCUGAGCGUGCGGAGGGCGUUGUACGGCGGCGCCGACCAGCCGGUGGGGACGAGCGACGGCGACGCGGCGGACGGCGACUGCGACGGCCGCGAGGAGGCGGGUGGCGCGGGCGGCGCGGGCGGCGCGGGCGGCGCGGGCUGCGGGCCCUACCUGCUGUCCGCGUCCUCCGCGUCGACGACGCCGUCGCCCGCGCCGUCGGCCGCCAGCCCGGCGCGCCGCGGGGACAGCCCCGGCGCCGUCGCCAGCCCCAAGCAGCCGCCGCACGCGCCCUCCCCCAAGUCGCCCAGGCGCACCCCCAACGGCGUCGUCACCGUGAAGCCGGAAGUGCUGGUGGCCAACCAGAAGCGCGUCAUCGUGUCUCCCACGCGCUCCCUCGGCUCGGACGGGCAGUCGGCCGACGAAGUGGCGCCGCCGCCGCCGCUCUCCUACCCUUCGCCGGUGAUCGCGACGCGGCGCGGCCUCGCGCCCUCCUCGUCGGCCUCUCCGUCGUUGGCGACUCCGCCGCCGCAGCCGGUGACGGCCGUGGCGAAGCUGCCGCCUGUGCUGACGCCGCCCGCCGGGUCGCUGCCGUUGCUGGCGCCGGCGGUGGCGGGCGGCGCGCCGGGGGCGGCGUCGGCGCUGCUGGCGGCGCAGCGGGCUGGCGAGCUGCUGGGCGGCCCCGCGGGGGCUGCGGCGGCGGCCGCGGCGCUGCUGCCGCUGCUCAUGGCGGCCGAGCUGCCCGCGCUGCCGCCGCACGUGCUCGUCAAGCAGGGCGUCUCCAAGUGCCGCGAGUGCAACAUCGUCUUCUGCAAGCACGAGAACUACGUGGCGCACAAGCGCCACUACUGCUCGGCGCGCCUCGAGGGCGGCGGCGCGGGCGCGUCGGCGGCGGCGGCGGGCUCCGGCGAGGAGGCGGGCGUGCCGGGGGCGGCCGGCCCCUCUUCGGCGCAGUCCCCUCCCGGGGGCGGCUCCCCCACCGGCGGCGGGCCCGGCAGCCCCCGCGGCGCCGCACAGCAGCCGCUGCCCCACAAGACGCUGCUGCAGUUCAUCUGCGGAGCCUGCGGCAUCAAGUUCACCUCCCUCGACAACCUGAACGCGCACCAGGCCUACUACUGCCCCAAGCGCGCAGAGCUGCCGGCCGCCAAGCCGCCCGAAGACAAGCUGGGCCGCAAGUGCCCCAAGUGCAAGGUGCUGGUGCCGGCAGAGCAGGUGGGGACGCACCAGUGCUCCGGCAGCGGAGCGGGGGCGGCCGGCGCGGGCGGCGGGGGCGGCGCCGGCGCGGGCUGGAAGUGCCCCUGCUGCGAGGUGGUGAGCCCGACGGCGAGCGCCGCCCAGCGCCACAUGGACACGCACAGCGGCGUGCGCGCCUUCCGCUGCACCAUCUGCCGCUACAAGGGCAACACCCUGCGCGGCAUGCGCACCCACAUCCGCAUGCACUUCGAGAAGAGAACCGCCGACCUGCAGGAGGAGAAUUACAUCACGUGCAUCACUGGAGAGGACGCGGUGCACCAGCCGCAGCAACCGCAGCCGGGGGCGGCGCCGGCGCCAGCUCCCACCCCCGCUUCGGCGCCCGCCCCCGCGCCCGCCUCUGCCACGGACGCGUACCCCGAGUCACCCAGCGACGGCGGCGACUCGGGCCGCAUCGACAAACUGCACUUCUGCGACGCUUGCAGCUACAACUCCUCCUACAAGGGCAACGUGGUGCGCCACUGCAAGCUGGUGCACAGCGGCCGGGCAGGCGUCGGCGUCGCGACUGCCGACGACGCCGCCUCGUCGUCGUCUUCGUCGUCGUCGUCGUCCUGCUCCUCCGCGGCGGACCGCAAGUCCGGCGGCGCGACGGCAGACGCGGCCGUGGCUGCCACGACGGUGGCGGCGGCCGCCGCGACGCCGAGGGCGGGCGCCGACGCCGACGCGUCGGUGGUGAAGCGCGAGCCCGCAGAGGGCGAGGGCGCCGUGUCCGCCGUCAAGACGGAGCCCGGCGCCGACGACGCCGCCGCCGAGGACGCCGCCGGCGCGUCGGCCGAGGAGCACGGCGCCGCCGCCGAGGUCAACCUGGCCAGGCCCAAGUACUGCAAGUCGUGCGACAUCUCCUUCCAGUACCUCUCCACCUUCAUCGCGCACAAGAAGUACUACUGCUCCAGCCACGCGGCCGAGAACUCCGCCAACAACAGGACGACGGAGGCGUCCGUUCUGUAGGGAGGUCGCGAAAUCUCAUCCAAAUCACCUGUUACGUCGUCCUCGUAACAAUUCUCGUGUAAUUAUUUAUUCGGAAGUUGUAUGGAUUUGUCACAUUGUGAUGACACAUGUAGAUUUACGUCGUUGUUGAAAAUCGUGUUCGUGUACAUGUUCUGUAGUAAACUAUUUUAACUGCCGGUGACUGUGGUGCCGUACAGACAGACAGGGUUCUGACACGUGUGAGAAAUAUUGUCGUACGUUAAAUGUUUUGCAUACAUAUAUAUAUAUAUAUAUAUUGUUUAGUACAAAUAAUUUUUUAAAAUAUUCUCAUUAGUCAAAUCUGAUACACGUGCACAAGGCAACUAAAAAAUAUCUCAGCGAGCGCUCUUUUAAUUUUUAUUCUCUUUAGGUGAAGCAUAAUUUUCAUAACGUCUUCCUUCAGUUAACUUUCGAGUUUAGAACUUGCCGGCUCCGUGAUAGAUUUAUGCUCUUGUUAAUACUAUUAAGAUGUGAAGUUCUGUGAUAUAAAUGAAAUACAGAAUAAACAGAAUGUAAAAUUAAAGUUACACAAGUCUGCAUCACUGGCAGAUAUUGGUGAAACAAUUUCGGAUGAGGACAUAUGUAUGUACUGUGCAUAAAUGAAAAUUUGCCCCCUCAUGUUUCAAUAUGAAACAUGGAUUUUUUUUAGAUCCUUAGAUUCAUACAGUACUUGAAUCUCUCUGUUAUAGUGGUUUAGAACAAAGUAACCAAUAAUGUAUUUUAACUGGGAAUAUUCCCCUCAUAGCAGCAUGACAACAUUUAAUGUCAAGAAACAAAUUCCUCUCACACUAGGUAAGAAAAUAGAGACUCUCUCUCUUACUCAUGGAAUCCAUAAUAAUAAAAGUGAGAUUGUUAAUAUACAUAUAAAGUUUAUCACUGCUGUGAAACUUAUGGUAUAAGGUGGUGUCUUGCCGAUUCAAGAACAGCUCCCAUCAAAACAUAAACCUCUCAGACUUCCCAUAACAAAUGAAAUGAUUUUCAGAAGCAAGAAAACGUAUUUAUGGGAAGUAAAAUACACCUUGAAAGUUUUAUCUCUUAUUUACACAUUCAUGUUGGGAACUGGCUUUUGUCUUACAAAUUAACUGGGAAACAAUUAACAUUGUCAGAUAUGAUAGUACAGAGAAUAAUACCAAAUCAAUCUCUAAAAUGAGAGAAUGUUCCUUCGAGUGGGACAGUAGUGCCUCACUUACUCUCAAUUUUGCUUCUGCCAGUAAAACAAAGCAAUUAUCAUACUUCCCACAAUAUUAAGAUAUGGCCAAAUAUAAAUCACAGUGAAACUUAACAUCUACAGUAAGUUCAGUUACAGCCGAAGCAGACCUAAUUUAUCAUCUACCUGCAUUAUAAAAGCAAUCCACAGCUCUUGUUAGUUUCAACAAUCCUCUUCAUACACCAUAUCCAUAACAUAAUUCCUUCUAUAAUGACACCAGUUGGUUUUACGAUGAUAAAUACUCUAUUCCAAUGAUACUGCUCUUCUGCCAAUGAUAAAUUUAACUGUAUUUGGUAUGCCAAAAUAACACUCAGUUUUAAUGUUCGUUAUUUCAAAGCAUUUUUUGAGAUAUUCCUGCAAGCUACCAUUUACAGUGACAAUAAUCUCUUGGGCCAUGAACUUAUAUUUGGAAACACAAAGCAUACUUGUGCCUUUGCACUGUAUAUAUAUAAGUAAAACAUUCCUGGUUUUGUUUUAUAACUCUUUAUGUACCUAGGAGGGAGGGGAGAACUCACUGAAACGAAAAUUUCAAUACUUAAGUGACAUUAUUUGGGCACAUUGAAAACUGAAUGAAAAUGAAUCUCUUGUGGACAAUAUGCUAGUGUGGAAGUUUCAUUUAUUACAAUUUAACAAUUUUAUAUUGUCUUAACAGAUCAAAUGAAAAAUUGUUAUAAUGAGGCCAGUGAAUAUGUACAGGAGAUUAAGCACUAGUAACUCUAAAUUACAGGCACUUUACUGUUGCAGCACAAGUAUAUUAAAUGUCUCUGAGAUGAACGAUCUUUAGCCUAAGCUACCGAAUUUUCUGCAGUAAUGAAUGUUAGUAGAUCUGAUACAGUAUGAGUGAAAUUUUCACAACUGUAAUCAAUGCUACUGAAGAAAAUUUUUAAACUAUGCAAGACUGAUAAAGGAAAAGGUUUUACCACAGCACACCAGCACAUAUUUUUUCUCCAGAAAAGAAUGAUUUAGAAGCCUCUUAAUGAUUAAGCAAGUGUCACACAAUUUCACAACUAUCUUCAGAAGGUUUUUUGUCUUUUUUUAAGAUAGCUGUUAUCACAAAUGGAAAUACUACAUUGCAGGAGUGACAAGGAGAUAGAGAUCUCUUUAUUCUCUUUAGUUUUUCAACAUGCACUCCAUAUUGGCUAAUCCAAUUCUCAACCACUUUUCUCUCUCAGUGCAACAAAUUAACAAGUAUCCUUUUAUGUCUACACAGUAUAUAAUGCUAUAGUUAGCGGAAAUAACUGGUAGAAAACGCAAGGAAGCAGUAGAGGUGCAGAUCACUGGCCAAAAUGCCGGUUAAAUAGAGCUAUCAGAAACAUAAAAGAGCAUAUUUGAGUUUUCACUCCCAUCGCGUUUCUGUUGUAAUUUGAAGAGGAAAAUACGUGACUGCCAGAUUCUUUAAGUCAACACUAUCUAUGAUUGAUUGAGGAGCUAUGAGUAAAAGUGUAUGUCAUAGUCCAUUCUAGAAUCUCAGACUUAAAAUAUGUGAAAAAUCAUCUGAAAUGUGAGCACUAAAAACAGCAGUGAUCAUUACAAGCAUAAGGCAAACAAAAAUUAGUUCUAAAUGUAAACUCAAAAAAAAGUCUUUCUUUUAUUUCUUAUAUACAUCUGACAGAUCUUAAAGCCAGUGUAUCUUAGAAGGUGAAUGUUCACCAAGUAUAAUAUUCAAAAUUUACAGCAUACAAAUCUGGUUUUAAGGCUGAAUUCGGUGCCAAGGGCAAUAGGAUAAUUAGAAAUUCUUCUGUGUUGAAAAGAACAUAAACACAAAACAGUGGCAUAAAAAUUUAUAAUUCCACUUAACAAAUCAGCAAAUCAUAAAUGAUUUUAUGUCUACUAUGCCUGAUAAGUUUUACACAAAUUACCUGAUUCAUAAAACCUUAGUAAUGAAAUUAAUUCAUUUUUUUGAUUGUGUAGGUAGUUAACCUCUGUCACUGUUGUUGAUCAGAUGUUAUCUUAAAUCACACUGCCUACAAGCAGUUGUCUUCCAUUACAAACAGUUCAUGAUGUCAUUAAAUGUAACUAAAUAUUUUUACCUUGUAUUGUUAUUAUAAAUUUAUGUUGUUUCUAGACACAAAAAUAAUCUCUCUUGCAAGUAUUUCACAUUAUUUACAUUAAUGCCUUAUCAAAAGCAUAUUCCUCAAAGACUCAUAAAAAUAACAAGAGAAAAAUAUGACGAUAUACAUCUAUGACCUAUACCUAAAUUCAACAAUGAAUUUUUAAGUUCAUUUGACUGCAUUGAGGGUGAUAUCUCAGAUCUAUCUGUGUAGAAUAUAGUAAAUUUUUCCAUAUUAUUUGACAUAAACUUAUAUGUGUACACUUAUCUUGAAACAGUUGACUGUGAGGAUUAUUACAUGUGAAUGAAUGAAAUUGAAGCUAUUAUAAUAGAGAUUUGUUUUAAAAGGAAUGAAUAUUGUAUCUGUAGAAUGAGAUGUUUUGUAGGUUAUAUAUGUCGUUGUGCAUGUGUGGCGUAUAUUUGUUCUAGAUUGUGUAAAUGCUGCCCUCUUGUUAAUGUAACAUUAUCCCCUUGCCAAAGGUUUAUAUGAGUUGAAAAAUAUAUGAAUUGAAAAAACACACCUUUGACUGUAAGCUUUGAAUCUUUUUGACUUUUUAUAUUUUGUGGAUAACCUUCAACAUAGUAGCUGUAUAGUAUGAUAGCUCUGUGUAAAGUUACUGUUUGUAAAUGAAAAUGUGUUAAAACUGUUGGUGCUACAUAGGAAUUAUAGUAUCCAAUGCAGCUCGCACUCAUGCUGCCAGUCAUUGCGAGGAUAAAUCAGCCAUACCCGGAGACAAUAAAUUAUUUAUUUGUAA
Schistocerca gregaria is the source of this 7950-nucleotide messenger RNA. It is a transcript of the gene ush, whose product is annotated as zinc finger protein ush. Gene Ontology annotation, molecular function: RNA polymerase II-specific DNA-binding transcription factor binding. The coding region runs from base 15 to 3920 and encodes 1301 amino acids. The transcript is spliced from 9 exons. Gene Ontology annotation, cellular component: nucleus. Gene Ontology annotation, biological process: negative regulation of transcription by RNA polymerase II; positive regulation of transcription by RNA polymerase II; cell differentiation. The record is from RefSeq and is a predicted model, not a curated record. Lineage: Eukaryota; Metazoa; Arthropoda; Insecta; Orthoptera; Acrididae.